Messenger RNA from Lotus japonicus, 1392 nucleotides. Its product is annotated as myb-related protein 308-like. NCBI's taxonomy places the organism in Eukaryota, Viridiplantae, Streptophyta, Magnoliopsida, Fabales, Fabaceae. Bases 281 to 1111 code for a protein of 276 amino acids. The transcript has 2 exons. The record is from RefSeq and is a predicted model, not a curated record.
AGCCAACAGCCACUCCCUUUAACCUGUCUCACCAACUCACAUCUAGAAGCAAUUAGGGUCCUCUCCCUCUCUCCCCCUAUCUCUCUCUCAAUUUCUCUGUCCCCCAAUCUCAUUUGGGGUCAAAAGCCUAUAAAAAUCACACCCCAACUCCUUCCUCAGCUGGCUUUGUUGUUGCAGCAAAGAUACAGAGACAAAGUUUCCAAAUUUCAAUUCCAAUUACAGUUUUUUUGUUCCAAAAGUGAAAAUAGAGCAACUCAACUCAGUGAGAGGGUGAUCAAAUAUGGGAAGAUCACCUUGUUGUGAAAAAGCACACACAAACAAAGGAGCAUGGACCAAAGAAGAAGAUGAUAGACUCAUUUCUUAUAUCAGAGCUCAUGGUGAAGGUUGCUGGCGGUCUCUACCCAAAGCCGCAGGCCUCCUCCGGUGCGGCAAGAGCUGCCGUCUCCGGUGGAUCAACUACCUCCGCCCGGACCUCAAACGUGGCAACUUCACAGAAGAAGAGGAUGAGCUCAUCAUCAAACUUCACAGUCUCCUUGGCAACAAGUGGUCUCUGAUAGCUGGAAGAUUGCCAGGAAGAACAGACAAUGAGAUAAAGAAUUACUGGAACACUCACAUCAGGAGGAAGCUUUUGAACAGAGGAAUUGACCCUGCAACUCACAGGCCUCUCAAUGAAGUUGCACAUGCUUCUCAGAAUCAAGAACCUGGUUCUUCUCCUGCUACUGCUUCUGCUUCUGCUUCUGCACCCACCACUAUAUCUUUUGCUUCCUCUGCUAAAACAAAGCAACAUCAACAGCAACAAGAGACAAGCACUGGUAGUGGUGAACCAAGCAUGGUGGUGAGAAGGUCCAUGUCCAUGGGAGUAGAACGUUGUCCUGAUUUGAACCUUGAGUUAACUAUUAGUCCUCCACGCCAUCAUGAGCCUGAUGAAACAGGGGAGAGAAACAUCUGUUUUGGAUGCAGUUUGGGUUUGCAGAACAGUAAGGAUUGCAGCUGUGGAAUUGGUAGCACUAGCAGUGGGGACAACAUCAAUGCUUCUUCUUCUUCUGCUGCUUAUGAUUUCUUGGGCUUGAAACCUGGUGUUUGGGAUUACACAAGCUUGGAAAUGAAAUAAAAAUGAGGCAAUUUCUCAGAAAUAGCUAGUGUUUGGAAGAUAAGUUAAAGAAUUGAGUCACUUGAUUUUGAAAUCUUUUAGCAUGUACUGAAUGCUUCUCACCAGAAUUGAUUCUCGCUUCAGAAUCGGUGGUAGAAGAGUUUCUAGAUAUGCAUUUUCUCUCCCUCUUUCUUUCUUUUCUUCUCUAAUUUGUAUUUGUAUAAAUAACUAGUUGCUGAUGCAUAGCAUAUAAAUGUAUAGUACCAGUAUAGCAGAACAGUAUUCGCCAUUUUUUUCCUUCA